Messenger RNA from Emericellopsis atlantica, 369 nucleotides. RefSeq names its product profilin. Gene Ontology annotation, cellular component: cell cortex. The record is from RefSeq and is a predicted model, not a curated record. The annotation marks the transcript as partial. Lineage: Eukaryota; Fungi; Ascomycota; Sordariomycetes; Hypocreales; Bionectriaceae. The transcript is spliced from 3 exons. Gene Ontology annotation, molecular function: actin monomer binding.
AGUCUCGUUGGCACCGGCCACGUCGACAAGGCCGCCAUCAUCAGCGCUGCUGGUGACAGCGUCUGGGCUACUUCCUCCGGCUUCGAUGUGAAGCCCGAGGAGAUGAAGACCAUCUCCGCCAUCGUGGGCGGUGACGACAAGGCCAAGGACGGCGCUUUCGCCGAGGGUCUCUUUGUUGCUGGCGAGCGCUUCGUUAUGGCCCGCGCCGAGGACCGCAGCAUCUACGCACGAUCGGGCAGGACUGGUGUCGCUAUCGCCAAGACCAAGCAGGCCAUCAUCGUCGCCCAUCACGGCGAGGCCGCUGUUGCCGGCAACGCCAGCUCCGUCGUCGAGGCCCUCGCCGACUACCUCAUCGGACAGGGAUACUAA